Molecule: messenger RNA, 9362 nt
Organism: Mizuhopecten yessoensis (Yesso scallop)
Lineage: Eukaryota; Metazoa; Mollusca; Bivalvia; Pectinida; Pectinidae
Product: mucin-5AC-like
Exons: 28
Coding region: 1-6105 (2034 amino acids)
Cellular component (GO): extracellular region
Molecular function (GO): chitin binding
Source: RefSeq, a predicted model, not a curated record
AUGGCGGAGUACCCAUACAGCCGACAUACGUACCAUGCUAACGGUGAAAAUACACCUGAGGACUACAUGGAUAAUGAUUCAUUUGGAAGAUCACUUGGACCGCACGCGGUGCAAGACAUGAAUACCGCGGAUACAGACGCUGAACUAAACGCCAAAAGAGAUGUGGAAAGGAUGUUACGCCGCUCAGUGGUGUAUACAGGGGCCCAAAGGGCUUCAAGAGCUAACAAGUUUAAUCAGAUCUCUGAAAGGCCAACCAUACAGAUUUCAGAAGAAAAUGGACCAAAAAUUAAUCAACAUAUCUCUAGACGAGAUGGAAAUCGAGCAACGAUGCCCGCGGGACAACUAUCAACAUACCCGAGGUUUGGACUGGGUAUACCAGAAGCCGUUAAAAGCUAUGAUUUCGAGGAAAUAGUUACUCAAAGAUACGGCGAAACUCGUGGCCAUGGCGAGAGAGAAGUUGAUUCGGACAACGAGGAUGACAAAUUCGGCAUGAGGAAGUUUCAAGCGGGAGACAACAACAGAAGGACGACAACGAAUGGUAACAGAAAAAACAAGAAACAGAUGAGACGAGAGGAACAAUAUGGACACAGUGACACAGACAGCGUCUUCAGUCGUAAGAUACCAACGCGAUGGAGCACAAGAGGGGCCGAGUUUGAUGCGAUGUCUGGAAAACACAACGUAGACUACCCACGAUGGUGGAAAGAUUAUUCAGACAAUUACACGGACACACAUUCGUCAGGGGACAGCGCCAGUAGAAAGUAUGACAGUGAGAAACACCCCUGGUGGGAAAACAAAAAGAUCCUAAUUGCCGCCCUUAUCAUAGCUUUGCUGGCAUUAGUGACGGUUUCUAUCGUUAUUUUCAGUAUUCGAAACAAACCUUUGAUUGAACAAAAGAAGAAGGACAUCAGUGUGGAAAUGAGUAUGUCGUUGAAUGAAACAUACAAGCCAAAAUACAAUGAUACCAACUCGGUAGAAUUCCAGAACUUCGAAAGGGAUUUCUGUGACGAGGUUAAGCAAACAUAUGCGGCUGAAGACAGCAACCUUAAGGAUAAAUACACAGGGUGUGAGGUCACGGUCACAACAACCACCACACCAACCACAACAACCACCACACCUACAACCACCACCACACAUACACCCACAACUACUUCAUCCCCGUCAACCACAACUACCACACCUGCUACCACCACAACUACCACAACACCUUCAACAACAACUACCACAACACCUACAACCAAAACUGUCACCACACCUGCAACAACAAUUACCACACCACCUACAACAAAAACUACCACAUCAACUACAACUACAACUACCACACCACCUACAACCACAACUACAUCAGCUACCACAACCGCACCUACCACUCCUAUAACAACAACCAUCAUACUUACAACCACAACUAUCACACUUCCUACCACCACAACUACAACAACACCUGCAACCACAACUACCACAACACCUGCAACCACAACUACAACACCACCUACCACCACAACUUUAUCACCGACUACAACCACAACUUCAUCACCACCUACAACCACAGCCUUAACCACAACAAACCCCACAACCACAGUUACCACUCUUAUAACCACAACUGCCAUACCUACAACUACUGAGACAACCACAGCAACUACAACGAGUCCUCCAAGUUUGCCAGCUGUCGUUAUGGAUGACGUCACAGCCGUGGUAAACGAACCGGCAAGAUUGGACUGUACCGUGAUUAAUGCCGGUGACUGGGACAAUAUUACCAUAGUUACAACCGGAAGUGAUGCAUUUGUCGUCAAGAGAACCGAAGGCGGCUUCACGGAAAACGGAAAUAACGUCACGGUGUUUAAAGAUUUCACAUUAAUACAGUGUAAUGAUGCAGGUGUCUAUACCUGUUCAGUUGACAACAUAGUAUCAGACACCGGAGAUAUAGACGUAACAGGAAAACCCACAAAUGUUACACUGAAUUUGUCAAGUACGCUUAAUGAAGGGCAAACAACAUCGGCUGUUUGUAAAGCGAUUGGCACGGCCGAUAUAAAAAUCGAACUGCAUGUAAAGAAACCACUUGCAUCAGCAUACGAAAUAUUCACUGAAGAAACGACGACAUCGCCGACACAAGAUGGCGACUGUUUGUUGUUAUCUACAGCUACUUUUAACUUCGUGCUUAGUUUUGUUGACAAUGGAACAGAAAUUAAAUGUGUUGCAUUGAACACAAAACUGGAUGUGACCAGAGAGUCCCAAACAGAAAAAGUCUUUGUCAUCAGGGGAGAUGUGUCUUUCGACAGCUAUGAACAAACUUUGGAAGCCAGUAAAGCGUCUCCACCUUUCCGGUGCACAGCGUCAAACAGUGCAUCUUCGUCGACAAUGACAAUUCGUAGGAGCGAUAGUUUUGGCAAUAAUACGGUACUCAUCACAUAUGAUGGUAAUGCGGUUCAGUAUGGAUCUACAAGGCUACAGAAUGGAGCUGUUUCUUCAACCGGAAAUGAUCUCGUACUGACGUUUGAAAUCAGUACUGUAUCGUGUGAAGAUAUUGGUACUUACAGUUGUGUCGUCAAUAACAGUGUUUCGAUUUUGACGUCACCGGACAAAAUCAUUGACGUGGAACGUCCGCCGGGUAUUCCUGUUUUGGAGCUUAAUCCUCAUCAGACGACAAUACCAAACGACCCUAACGCACCAUCAAACUUGCACAAAUGUAGUGUCGACGAAGGUUUUCCCGAAGGCAAAGUAGAUAUUGAGAUAUUAAGAACUGAUGCUGUCAUGUUUGAAAAAAUUACGUCAACCGAUCUUAAUAGUGUAUCAAUCAAUCCUGGAACGUGGGGAUGCGAAGACACUUUAAGAACGAUCAAAUUUGGAAUCAAUUUCCAAAGCAAUAUGGAAGGAGCGAUAAUCCGUUGUGUAGCUGUGAGCAGUGACGAAAGCAUCAUAACAUAUUCAGACAAUGCCACUAUUGAACUUGUACCAGACAAUAUAUGCGAUGAUAUAGGAAGCGACAAGGUAACAGCCCAUCCUAACAACUGCCACAAGCACGUGGAUUGUAAUAGUGGAGUGCUAGUGGUAGACGUGUGUAAAGAGAAAUGUUUUGUGUCCCGAGGAACAUAUGCAGACUGUGACGACUGUUCGAACGUCCCGUGUCCUCCACCUACUACCACACCGCCUCCUACGACAACGUCUGCCGCUCCAACACUCCUGUCAUGUGCCGAUAUAUCGGGUUAUAUUGAUGAUGCAGCAUUUCUACAAUGUGAAAUAGCUAGUGAUGAUUUUGACUCAAUUGAACUUUCACAUAUGCCCUCGACAUCAACCGUGUUAUUGCCCUUAGGUAAUCUUACGAAGUUGUCAGCUGUUGUCACGGCAACGGAUUCUAUUUGGACCGGCCUUCAUUUUGCCUACCACACGACUGGUUCAAUGAAUUAUAUCAACAUAACAAUACCUAAAGUAAGCUGUACAAUGGGUGGAGCGAUUCAUCUAAUAUUAACCAAGGGCAAUGACUCGUCGGCGACAACCUCACAAAUAAAUGUAUUAGAUAUCCCGAAAACAGCACCUACAAUUUCUUUAAUCUUCGCUGAAAUUGUUGAGAACAAGGCGCAGAAUUUUAAAUGUGAAGGCGAAAUUGGUACAGAUCAAGGAACCAUGACAUUGGAGAUUCUCGAUAGAGCAACAGACACAUUCAUCCCAGUCAUAAGCUCUAAAAAUCCAACAGAUCAAAAGAGCGGCUGUAUGGUGACGCGGACUAUAGAUAGGCAGUCAACUAUAUCUAUCAUCCAGAACGGCACAGUCGCACGAUGUUCCGCUUCACUGAAGGAUAGCAUAAAGGUCAAGGAUGUCACCUUAGUUUCCGAUAAUGUCACAUUGCUUGUGAUUCCAUUAAGUGUAUGCAGACCAAACGAUACUAAGGUAGCAAACCCGUACGAUUGUUACCGCUUCGUGACAUGUGGAGUAGGGGUAAUAACAGACCAGCCUUGUGGAGCCCUCUGUUUCAAUCCAGAAUAUAAAAACUGUACUACAAACUGCGAUCAUUGUGAAACACAAGAUGGUAACUCACAAACAACUACUACACAAUCUUCAGUGUCAUCAACCACAUCAGAAGCUUUCGUCGAUCCGUAUGACUGCUCUAACUAUGAAGGAGCAUGGUACAUACCGCCAGUUGACAUCUACCCUUCCAAAUGUGACCAAUUUGUUUGGUGUGCAAAUCGAGCAAAGGCAGCGAAUAGAGCAUGUAACCCAGGACAAUAUUUCACGAACUUCACGCAGUCGGCUCAAACGUGUACUUCAGAUUACGAAAACUCGUUAUGUGCAUCCUACGGCCCGUUACCCUCAACUACCACCGAACCAGUGCCAACAGUUCUAACAAGCACCACACCGUCCACUACCACAGUCCAACCUGAUGUAUCUUUCGAUCAGCCUGAAUACGUUGGUGUUUUAAGUGGCAGCGGGGUAACAAUGACGUGUAGAAUCAUUACGUCAUCAUGGAACUAUAUUGACGUCAUUCGUUUCGAUCCUGCUGCAACGGACGUGCUGGUUGCAAGGGUAACCGGAUCGUUGAUUACUCAUCCGUUUUCCCCAAGAAUCACUGCCAGUGUAACUGGAGGAAAUGUUGUCGUUGAUUUUACCACUGUUGAGUGUGGCGACGCAGGGACUUAUUUAUGUGUAUUGAAUGCUACAACAGGCAGGAUUAUAUCACCAACCUCAGUCCUACAUGUCCGACGCCCUCCUUCACUUCCUGUACUUCACUUAAAAGGUCACCAGGUCGUCGGCUCAACCGUCAACUAUGUUCACAAACACACAUGUACUGGAGAUGUGGGUUAUCCCGCCGGACAGUUUAAAGUUCAAUACGCACCCACAGGGUCCUCUGUAUUCACUGACCUUAGCGUGUCAAAUACCCAGACUUCACCGAGUGAUUGGCUCUGUAACAGUACCGAACGAACGAUGGAAUACGUAAUAGACUUUCAAACAGACAUGGAGGGAGGAUUGAUAAGAUGUGCCUUAUAUAACUCACUCAACAGUUUGACAACAUACUCCGAUAAUACAACUAUUGAAUUAAUUCCAAGUGAUAUUUGUACAACGACAGAAUUGAAAGUUUUACAUCAUCCAAAAAACUGCAAGAAAUAUGUCACGUGUUAUGGAACUGCUGAAGGUUUCGACACAUGUAAUGGGAAGUGUGUGAAGAUAGAAAACGGCAAUUCUCCAACAUGUGUUGACUGUAGUGAAGAUGUUUGUCCAAAACCAGAUGUAUCCACUAUGACUCCAAUGGUAACCACUUCUGGGCCAUCAUCUCUAACAUGUGACGAUAUAUCGGGAUACGUCGGCGACGCAGCCUUUCUUCAAUGUCAGAUUGUAAGUAACGAUUUCGACAUCAUCGUCCUUUCCCAUUUAUCCUCUCCAUCGACUGGAUCAGUAGUUAUGCUAUUGGGAAGUCUAACGAAAACAUCAGCUGUUGUCACCACGACGGAUCCUAUUUGGUCGGGCCUUGACCUUGCGUACCACACAGCUGGCUCAUUGGAAUAUAUCAACGUAACACUACCGCAAAUUGCUUGUGCAAUUAGUGGAGUGUUUACUCUAAAUUUGACCAAUGGCAACCACUCAUCGGUGACAACAUCACAAAUAAACGUGUUAGUAAAACCAACAUCACCACCAACAAUAUCCCAGAGCACAUAUCUAGAUUUCCAGACUGGACAGAUUGAGUGUACAGCUGACGUGGGGAAUCCUGCUGUCCAAAUAACUCUUCACGCCUCAAAUGGAAACUCAAACAACAGCUUCGUCGAAUUGACGUCACAAUCCACUGGUGAUGACAUACAAGACGGAUGUACCUUCACCAGAACGAUCCGGUCGACAUCAUCUCUUGUUUCAAUGAAUGGAACCGAUGUUAAAUGUGUGACGUCAUUCUCUUAUAGCGGAACUAACCUACCCACAACACUGGAAUCGAGUUUAUUGACAAUUCUGCUGAUACCCGGUAACAUUUGCGACUCUGCCAAUGCCACUUUCAUACUUCAUCCGUAUGAUUGUCAUAAAUACAUACAGUGCGGGGACAGCACCACCACAGAAUUUUCGUGCGCAGCCACAACAUGCUUUACCAUACCCGGGAACUAUUGUGAUAAUGACUGUAUGACUGUAUGUCCAUAGAUGAUACACGAAGUUGGAUUUACCAAAAUCUGGAUUUAACAGAUAAAAAACAUCGAAUGGGAUUGGAGGCGUGCAUGUAGGAAUCAAUAUUCUUUGUAUUAUGUAUGUGAAAGUGUUAGAUUUACAGGAUCCCUGUUCCACUGCACUGUCGUUUCCCUAUAACAGUAACCUCCCCUGAACCUCCAGUUGGGUGUAAAUGUAGUCCAAUAGUGCUAAUACACUUCCAUUAACCAGGUAGCUCAAUCAGUUACAGAGACAGAAUAUGUAUGGGAUAAUAAUAGUUAUUUUUAGAAGAAAAGAAAAAGAAAAAAAAAACAGAAAAAAACAGAGACUGCAUUCAAAUCUGAAGUCCAGGGUUCAAAUCCCGAUCUAGCCACGCUUAACUUCAUACGCACACAACACUCUUGUUCUUUAGAUUUUGUUUAUUUCAUCUUUAUUUCUUAUAUAAAAGUCCGGGAAGGUAUGGUUUUCUUUGAAAUGAUUUAUCAAUGUUAUAAGCAUGCUGAUAAAAACAGUUACAGAUUUUGGCAGUGGUACCGGGAUCCUUAACAAACUUGUAUUUAUAUUAUAUAUGUAUAUAAUAAUACUGUAUGAUGAUAUAUACAAUUGUAUGCAUAAAGCUAGAUACUGUAUGCAGAGUUCUAUAUACUGUAUGUAACAAUCUAUAACCUAGAUAUUGUUUGUAAAAUUGUGGAAACAUAUCGGUACUGCAUAUGUAAAUAUAUUACCUGAAUGAAAACAGUUCCUGCCUGUAAAAAUAUAGGUACUUAUCUUGAUACCGUAUACGCAGGAUAGUGUUAUAUAUUUGGUAUAUUCACGAAUUCUACCUGAAGAUUUUAAAUUAAAUUAUGCUACAAACCUAAAUAGCACUAAAGGUCUCAAUAGCACUACUUAUUUGAAUAACACUAUUUCGAAUUAUUUUGCAUCACUGAUAGGUCCGAGAAAAACAAAGCAGCUAUAUGAUGCAGUUUGUUUGGCUUACUACAUGUAUUAAUUACCAAUUUUACUAUAGUCCAGUCACCUAUGUGUAUGUUUCACGUUCACCUAUCCAAAUAGUAUUACAUAUGGAUCUCAAUAACAAUGCAUAUCUAUAGAUCACCAUACAUGUUUCUCUAAAUAACGCUAUACCUCUAAAUAACGUCAUAUCUCUAAAGAACACUUAACUCUUUAUAUCAUACGAACAAUACUGAUCUACAUAAUACAACACGUCUAAUAAUGUUAUUGAGUUUAAUAUUUUGUAAAACUGCGAAUUCGUGAACAUAUGCACCAAUGAUGAACUUGCGUUAUAUCAACAAGAAUGCAGUAGUGAAAUGGUAUAAUUAAUAAAUAUAUAGUAAGGUUUACUUAGCAAAUAUAUUGUAAUGUAAUGAUAUAAUCAACAAAUGUAUAGGAAGGUAUACUUUACAAAUGCAUAGUAAUGUAGUGGUAUAAUUAACAAAUGUACAAUAAGGUAUUAUUAACAAAUGUAUGGUAAUGUAAUGGUAUAAUUAGUAAAUGUACAAUAAGGUAUUAUUAACAAAUGUAUGGUAAUGAAAUGGUAAAACUAAUAAAUGUACAAAAAGGUAUUAUUAACAAAUGUACAGUAAUGUAAUGGUAAAACUAAUAAAUGUACAAUAAGAUAUUAUUAACAAAUGUAUGGUAAUGUAAUGGUAUAACUAAUAAAUGUAUAGUAAGAUAUGCUUAACAAAUGUACAGUAAUGUAAUGGUAAAACUAAUAAAUGUACAAUAAGGUAUAAUUAACAAAUGUAUGGUAAUGUAAUGGUAUAACUGAUAAAUGUACAAUAAGGUAUAAUUAACAAAUGUAUGGUAAUGUAAUGGUUUAAGUGUGCCAUAACACAUGGUAUAACUUACCAUUGAUAAUUGAUAUUACUGUAUAAUUAUUUCGUGUAAAAUAACGGUUUAAAUUAACAAGUAUACAGCCAAACAAUAGUAUAAUAACCCAAAUAUAGAAAGCAAGUUCACACAACUUAUUCCUACAUCAUUAUAGCUUAAAUAAAAGUCUCUUAGAGAUCAGUGAUUUGUAAUAUCAACUCGAUGUUACUAUUUUAGAAACAGUAUGUCAAUACUCUUGUCAUGACUCCGCUGAGAUUUUAAAGUCAUAAUGUUCUUUUGCCAAAUACUGUACUUUUCUUUUGACACAGUUUUUUUACAUUCCAUAUUGUUUAAUUAACAACAUAAUUUAUCUUUAUCUAAAAUAGCAAUCAAGACCUUUUAUUUCGGUGACAAUAUGUGUAUAUAGAUCUUCGUCUCUGUUAAUACAUUUUUCUCAGGUUUAUAUAAAUGUAACCAUAUAUUCACCUCGACAAAAAUCCAUAAUAUCUUUAAAUAUCCUGGUAUAAUAUUUACAUCAUCCGUACAUUUUUAGCAUGAUAUGCCAACUCAUAUACCAUUUUGUAUAAAAGCACUAUCAGUGAUACUAUAACUUCCUGGUACGUAACAGGAGUUAGUGGACAGAUUAAAUGAAAAUAUUAUUUUAUCAUUGUCUUGGAUCGAAGUGAUUCUGUCGCGAUUUCAAUUUGUUUGUAAAUGUAUAUAUAAUCAGUUUGUUAUAUACCUGCUUAACCCAAUGGUAGUAUCAGUGCCAUAGUUCUAAUAACAUAGUUUUUUUCCGGAUUUGUAGUUUUACAAAUUCAACAUGCUCACCUUGUUUAUGGUCGUUUGUACCAGGUAUAAUUUCUCGGAUUAAACAUGAUGAAUGAUGACGGAAAUUACAUACAGUGCUGGAAACACUUGUGUUCUGCCUCUGUUCUAUUCUGGUUUCAUGAUGCUCUUUCGUUUGCCUCAGUGUAGCAUGCGUACUUUUUAUAGUAUAUAUCAACUUUGGUUCAAGAUGUUUCAUUUGUCCUUAAGUGUUGACAACUGGUGCAUUUUGUCUGUGUUAAAAUUUGCCCUGGUGUGUUGAUCUUGGUUGUACAUUGCUGUGUUUACGCUGUGGUUUAUCUAAUCCUUAAGUAUUGAUGCUGUGGAAUAUUUUGUCAUAGCGUGUUGGCGUUGUGGUAUAUUUGCCCUUACUCCUUCGUGCUGUGGUAAUGUUUAAUCUUGUGUGUUGGCGCUCCGAUAUGUUUCUAUUUUAGAUUCCGAUAGUUCGACUGUUGAUAAGUUAUCAAAAACAAAAAAGACAAUAUUGGACAAUUUUUUCAUAAUUCACUUAUUUAAGUUUUUUAAGAUACGGAUUGUUAUUAUAUUUGUUUUUACAGACUAAUGAGGUAUUUUUAAUCUUCGUUAAUAACAUACAUCAAUAAAAUGUGUAAAGAAUA